Molecule: messenger RNA, 1836 nt
Organism: Paraglomus occultum
Lineage: Eukaryota; Fungi; Glomeromycota; Glomeromycetes; Paraglomerales; Paraglomeraceae
Source: the annotation of a GenBank genome assembly
AUGGACGACGAGGACUCGUUUCCGCAACACAAAUAUGGCUUCACUAAUAUACGUUCGUACAUAGCACUGACCAUAUUCAUAUUGACUUGGAUAUCGACAAGACGUCGUCACUUUGCACAGCCAAGGUCCAUUAUCACUCUGCUCAGUUGUUCUCUCAUGGUUGUACUAACUGUCAUUACCCCUGAGGAAGCUUUCAACGGACUGUAUAGCGAAACGUUGCUUACUAUCAGCGGAUUUAUGAUUAUCAGUUUAUUGUUGGAAGAGAAAGGUUGGAUAGAAAUAAUAAAAAGUGGGUUACUAUGCGGGAAGGAUGUAACUCCGUUGAAAUUCCUGGUCAGAGUAUCAAUAUCAUCUGCCGUACUCAGUGCACUGUUUAUGAGUGACAUAAUGGUCGUUUUGUCACCAAUUGUAUUUGCCAUUUGCGAGGAAAAUGGUUUGACAUUUGAGCCUUACCUGAUCGCUUUGACAACUUCGGCCAAUAUCGGAUCUGCUGCUACUGUGAUUGGCAAUGCAAAGAAUCUAAUCAUUAACGACCUUGCGGAACCGGAGUUUUCGUUUAGCAAAUUUUCUCAAUAUUUAGGCCCGCCAUCUAUAGUGGGGACAAUUCUAAACACUCUUUUCAUUUAUUUAUCUUAUCGUGAUAAGUUAGAUAGCAUUCCUCUCAAACAAUACAUUCCCAAAAGGACAAACCGGCUUCCCGAAUCAGCUCUCAACGACAGUCCGUAUGCAGGAACAUCAACAAUCACAGAGAAUGCUCGUAGACACACGUUUUCUGAAUUAGAUUCAGAUGAAGAGAACGUUAUGUUUAUGAUUGAAAAUAAUGAUGCAUCGGGAGAUGAUGACAGAGACAGUAUGGAGGACCUUUCGGAUAACGAGGGUGAAACAGAAUAUCUGUUUAGCAAAUCAAAAGAUCCAAGACUGCAACCAUUAUACACAGAUACAUUUACGUCAUCGCCAGAAACACUUCCUCCACCAAUGAAUUAUUCACAUGAGAUACCAGUACCAAUGUAUGAUGAACAGCGAGAUGGACCAUAUGCAAUAAGAAGAGAAACAAAACCAAAUCAGGCGUCACUCACUCGAUUCAUAUGGACAGCUCCACCAUUAUCACGUGAAAAUCGCGUGUUUCCUCAACUACAUAUUGCAUCUAUAUUCAAAGGUACAAAUAUACACAAGAGAAUAGAUUUUACUCGUAAAAUGUUCGCUGAUGAAGAAGUAGUGAAGAAGACUUUGUUUCUGAUAAUCAUACUGGGAAUGUAUAUUGGAUAUUUCGUUGGUGAAAGUGUCGGCUUUACAACGAUCACGGGCGCAAUAAUAUUGUUGAUGAUAGAUGGAAGAGACGCAAGAGGCGUAUUCGAAAAAUUAAAUUGGAAUCUGUUGAUAUAUUUAGUUGGGAUGUUUGGGAUUAUACAAGGGUUGAUGACUACUCCAUUUCCGGAUCUCUUCUGGAAACAUUACGGAGCAAACAUUAUUAAGCCUGAAGAAGAUCCAAAAUUUUUGUUGUCCAUAAUUACAUUCUCGGUAUUGAUUACCGUAUUAUGCUAUGUAUUCGGCUCUGUACCUACCGUAUUGUUGGUUGCUCCGUAUAUUCCGAGUAGUGUUCCAAGCUGGUUGCGUAAUGAUGCGUGGUUGUUAUUUGUAUGGGGUAUAGCAAUAUAUGGUAAUUUCACGGCAACGAGUAGUAGUGCUGGAAUGAUAGUUACUGCAGCUGCAAAGACACAUCUCGUAUCCACACCAAAUGUGCGCCCAUACGAGUUUCGCGUAUGGGGAAAGUAUUCAAGCUGGUCAACCAUUAUCAUAUUUGUUGUCGGCAUGUUGAUUAUAAUACUAAGGCUCUAA